AUGUCAACCAGUGAAAACGCUGUUCUGAGCAGCAGGUCAGAGGUCAUCACCAAAAACAUCACCUGUGAAGAGAAGGCUCCGUCAGUCACCACCUCUAUCAUCUCCAUGACCUUUGGCAUCCUGUCCAACAGCCUUGCCCUGUUAAUCCUGCUUAAAUCCUCCAAGCGUGUCCCACUGAAGUCCAAGGUGCCCUUCUUGGUGUUCGCCACCAGUCUGGUGGUCACCGACCUUCUGGGUCAUCUGGUGAAUGGCUCCCUUGUGCUUUUCGUCUAUAGCUGGCGCAAGAAUUGGGAGACAUUUGACCCUCGUGGCAAUGUGUGCAACCUUUUUGGCACCAGCAUGGUGUUCUUCGGCCUGAGCCCGCUGUUCCUGGGCUGUGCCAUGGCCAUAGAGCGCUGCAUUGGAGUCACCAGGCCCUUCUACCAUUCCACAGGGUUGGCUUUCCGUCACAUGAGGAGGCUGCUGUCUGUCAUUUGGCUGGUCGCUGCCCUCGUGGCUGUACUCCCGAUGGUGUUGUGGAGGUCCUAUGGGGUUCAGAGAUCUAGGAGCUGGUGCUUCUUCCAUUUGGGGAAACCCAAAGACUGGCUAGAUGUGUUCCUGCCUCUGUUUUUCUCCCUGCUAGGCUUGCUGGCCCUGCUCUUCUCUAUUGUUUGCAAUACUGUGAGCAGCUGCUCUCUGUUGCUGUCCACAAUGCACCGCAAGCACCACAGCAGAGGAACUUCUUACCACAUUGAGAUGAUCUGCCAGCUGCUGGCCAUCAUGCUGGUUUCCUGUGUUUGCUGGGGGCCUUUACUGAUCCAUGUCAUCUUUCUGAGUUCCAAAGACAACCAUGAGCCAGAGUCCGAUAGUCUACUGUUUGUGGUACGCAUGGCCACAUGGAACCAAAUCCUGGACCCCUGGAUCUACAUCCUGCUUAGGAAGGCCGUAUUGAGGAAACUCUACCUAAUGUUACAAAGAUGCUCAAGGUCUAAGUCCCUGCAGCAACCAGUGCAGUGGAAGCACAGCUUCCUUCAAAGCUCCACAUCCAGCAUCUCCAGGUUCGGCCCUCGUGAAUGUCGCUGCUUUGAUGGAUUACUUGUGCAAAACACCCGAAUGAGUCUAUCUACCGACUCCAACACUGAAGUGUUUCACGUUGUUACUUCUGUGUGGAAGAAAUGCUAA
This is a messenger RNA of Doryrhamphus excisus (bluestripe pipefish), 1161 nucleotides long. RefSeq names its product prostaglandin F receptor (FP) (gene ptgfr). The record is from RefSeq and is a predicted model, not a curated record. Lineage: Eukaryota; Metazoa; Chordata; Actinopteri; Syngnathiformes; Syngnathidae. Gene Ontology annotation, molecular function: prostaglandin F receptor activity; thromboxane receptor activity. Gene Ontology annotation, biological process: positive regulation of cytosolic calcium ion concentration; adenylate cyclase-activating G protein-coupled receptor signaling pathway; inflammatory response. Gene Ontology annotation, cellular component: plasma membrane.